Messenger RNA from Bubalus bubalis (water buffalo), 4807 nucleotides. RefSeq names its product glucosaminyl (N-acetyl) transferase 4 (gene GCNT4). The transcript is spliced from 2 exons. NCBI's taxonomy places the organism in Eukaryota, Metazoa, Chordata, Mammalia, Artiodactyla, Bovidae. Gene Ontology annotation, molecular function: acetylglucosaminyltransferase activity. Gene Ontology annotation, cellular component: membrane. The coding region runs from base 416 to 1780 and encodes 454 amino acids. The record is from RefSeq and is a predicted model, not a curated record.
UCCGCUUUCUUGCUGUUGAACGCGGGGAGGGAACCGAAGCUGGCUGACGCUCCGAGCGGCGGCGCAGAGCGCAGCGCACCGCGCACCUGGGAACUUAGUCCCGGGCGCGGCGCCGGAGCCCCGAAGCGCGGGCCGGAGCUCCCUCUGCGGGAGCGCGGCGGCGACGCUCCUCCUUUCCCUCCACGUCACGGGGGCCGCUCAGCGCGCUCCCAGCCCCCGGCCGAGGGAGAGCGACUCCCUAGCCGGGCGCGCUGAGGAGGUGGCGGCGGAGGACGAGGAGGAGGCGAGAGCCCGGAGCCAAAGGCUGCCGCCGCCGCCGAGGGGCUGGGAUCCCGAAGCGCAGCUCGCGGCCGGCCCGGAGCGACUCGUCCAUCCGCGGGGACUCCGCGCCCGGGGCUCCCCCGUUCCCUUUUCAAUGAAGACAUUCAAAUGUUGUUUUAAAUAUCACCUACAACAGAAAGUUUUCAUCCUGUUUCUAACGCUAUGGCUGCUCUCGUUGUUGAAGCUCCUAAAUGUUAAACGAUUCCUCUUCCCUGAACGGGGCAUUUACUUGGUUGAGUACUCUCUAAGUACCUCGCCUUUUGUAAGGAACAGAUACACCCAUGUCAAGAAUGAAAUCGGAUAUGAGAUUAACUGUUCGGGUGUCUAUGAACAGGAGCCUUUGGAAAUUGGCAAGAGUCUGGAAAUAAGAAGAAGAACCAUCAUCGACUUGGAUGAUGAUGAUGUUGUGGCAAUCACCAGUGAUUGUGAGAUUUAUCAGGCCCUCCGAAGCUACGAUGAAAAGCUUGUUUCAGAGGAGGAGAAAAGCUUCCCAAUAGCCUAUUCUUUGGUUGUUCACAAAGAUGCAAUUAUGGUUGAAAGGCUAAUCCUUGCCAUAUACAACCAGCACAAUAUUUAUUGCAUCCAUUAUGACCAAAAAUCAUCGGAUACCUUCAAAGUUGCCAUGAACAACUUAGCUAAGUGCUUCUCCAAUAUUUUCAUUGCUUCCAAAUUAGAGACUGUGCAGUACGCACACAUUUCCAGACUCCAGGCUGAUUUAAAUUGCCUGUCAGACCUCCUCAAGUCUUCAGUUCAGUGGAAAUAUGUUAUCAACCUGUGUGGGCAGGAUUUUCCUUUGAAGUCAAACUUUGAAUUAGUGUCAGAGUUGAAGAAACUCAAUGGAUCAAAUAUGUUAGAGACAGUGAAACCCCCUAGCACUAAGACAGAAAGAUUCACUUAUCACCAUGAGCUCAAACAGGCACCUUAUGAAUAUGUGAAACUACCAAUGAGGACAAACAUUUCCAAGGAGGCCCCCCCUCAUAACAUCGAGAUAUUUGUUGGCAGUGCUUAUUUUGUGUUGAGUCGAGCAUUUGUUAAAUAUAUUUUCAACAACUCCUUUGUUAAAGACUUUUUUGCCUGGUCUAAAGAUACAUACUCACCUGAUGAGCACUUUUGGGCUACCUUAAUUCGGGUACCAGGAAUCCCUGGGGAGAUUUCUAAGACAGCCCAGGAUGUGUCUGACCUGCAGAGUAAGACCCGCCUGGUCAAAUGGAAUUAUCUAGAAGGCCUCUUCUAUCCCAGUUGUACUGGCUCUCACCUCCGAAGUGUGUGUAUCUAUGGAGCAGCGGAACUAAGGUGGCUUAUGAAAUAUGGACAUUGGUUUGCUAAUAAAUUUGAUUCUAAGGUGGACCCCGUCUUGAUUAAAUGCUUGGCAGAAAAGCUUGAAGAACAGCAGAGAAAGUGGAUCACACUGUCUUCAGCAAAGUUAUUUAUGACUAAACCUUCCAUAACCACCUCAUGAUAAAAUUGUAAUGGAAAAAAAGGUUAAGAUGGAAUUGCAUGCUGUACCACGGCCAGUACCAUUUGAAAGGUGUCUACAGUUCCAUGAACAAGGGAAAGAGACCUGGCCUUUGGUGACAAUUAGUCUGCAAUCGGUUGGAUGUUCUUAUGUUUGUUUUCACUUGUAAUCUCACUGAGCUAAGUGGGAGAUUUUAAACAGUCAGUAAUCUGAUAUGUGUUGAGUUUCUGCUGUAUACCGGGCACUUUUUAAAAAACAUACAGGAAUUAAAUCCCAGUUGUCAUGAGUUACAGUUACCCCAGUCACACAGCAAUCUAACUAUCUUAGGUUCUCCACAUGACAAUCAGGGUGCCGCUGAAGAAGUAGUGGAGUGAUCACAUAGCCGUGUUAACCGCCAGUUUCAGAGCAGUGUUCAAGCACAGUGACGGCACUCCACUUGCCUGUUAGUUCAGCGCCUUAGACUCUUCUCAACCAUUGGAAUACUAGAAAGACUGUACUACCUCAGAAGAACUCAAAGAACUGUUCGAUUUCCUACUUGCCAAAGCCUAACUUACCUUGUGGCACCUUGUCUGUUGCGUGCAUGGCCCGGGACAUUGAUGGCCGGGCGUUUCUAGCGUGUGAGUGUCAGGAAGGCGGCCGGGCAUUUCUAGCGUGUGAGUGUCAGGAAGGCGGCCGGGCGUUUCUAGCGUGUGAGUGUCAGGAAGGCGGUGGGGUGCCUGGGGGAGCGGCGGUGCUGCUGAGGGGGAAUGAAGGGAUCUGUAUGACUUUUCCAUCACAUUUCCCAACGGUGUCUGGAAUGGCCUCCUGUUUUAAUUCAGCUGUUUCUUUAAAACAUAUUUACUGAUUAAAAUUAAAAACUGCUUAACAGUUCAGCGUCACUCUCCAGAACAUUGAACCUAAUUCUUUCAACUCAUAGAUUAUCAGUAUAUGUAAGUUGUUGGUUUUUUUUUUUUUUUACACCGCAAUAGGUACAAUUUUGUUUUGUGAAACUGUCAAGCUAAAAAUCACUGAAUUUUCUUCAAAAGAUUGUAUGAAAUAAGACAGCUUUCUAAAUUAACUAUUAGUCAUUUAAAACGUGUUCUUCUCCAACAACUAUCAAGUAGAGUUCAAACGUAAAAUUAUCAAAGCUCUAAGUUUAUUGCAGUGUUCUCAGCUUUGAUCCAAGAGAGAAAAAGCUAAUUUUCCUAAGGACAUAGCAAGGAAAUUCACUAAUAAUAUUUUGUGAAAACUACACCCUAGAAAACUACCAAAAUGAGUCAAAAUAUACAUGUAUUUUCCUGUAAUUACUGUGCUGGAGGUGAAAUGAGACAGGAGUGAGGGUCCUCAGAACAGGUUAUGAUAUUUUUAUGUCUACUGGGAAAUCAUGAAACUCAUGUCAGAAUUUCUUGGUGAUCUUAUGUUUCAGUGUCAGCCUCAGUAACUACAUAAAGAUAUGGUAAUCCAGGCUAGUAUGAGACAGUUGGGAAGAUUGAAGUAUUUAAAUGUGUUUUUAAAUGUCUGUGUUCUACAUGUGAGAUGCCUUUUGCUUGUUUUAAAGUUUAUGAUGUGGUCUGCCAAGUGGCACCACUUCUGUCUCUCUUUCUUUUUCUCAUGGAUUCAUUUAUAUUCUCUUUUUUUCUGCCUCCUUCAAAUUACCAGUUUCUCCAUGUGUGUGACUGUGACAAGCUUGUUGCUUUCCUCUCCAGGAGCCUCAGUUUUCUUCGUCUAUAAAGGGAACACGUGGGUGUGUCCUGGCUGCCUCACAGAUUUCUGUGUGAGGGUAUCAAAUGCAAUCGUGUAUGAAGUGGCUUGAAGAUGGGGACAAAUUAUUGAAAUACCAGCAAGCAGUCUUACUGUGAGGGAAACGGAGAUCCCAACCCCAUUGUGAUACUUCACUAUGCACCUUUUCUGAAAAACCUUCCAAAUAUACAAAGAAGGCACAGUCUUCAAGGCAACUUCUGUAACUGAGUCCAGUUAUGAAGAAACCCCUGUCCCGACACCUGGGGUCCUUUUUAAGCCAGUAGGAUUAGGAAAUUGGCCCAGUGGCUUAAAUCAGGAGUAGGGGUAGAAAUACUUUUCCUACCACCCAGGCUUAAAAACACAAAGCCCUGCUGAGAUAUUUUUUAUGCCUUUGGUCAUCAGAGUAAUGUAAAUGAUGAGAGAGAAAUACCGACCUCCUGGUCCAAUGUCUUGUCUCCUGGUGAGAAAUGAUCCUAGCCUUUGCUUAGUGGGAAAUUUUCCAGAUGUUAGUCACUUUAAUGCCAUAUUCAAGUGAAACGUGGCGCCAUGAAGAGGUGACGGUGCCUUGUCCCCAUGGACACAUUUCUCAGGAUUCAGUUCCUGACAGUUUGCCUGUCAUUUGGGGGAGCUUGUCAGAUCAUUCUCUCUUGCCUUGGGAAUCCCACAGAUUCCUGCAUGCCUUCAAACCUCCUUCAAACCUGAUUCCCCCCUAAAAUGUUUUAGUAUGGUUCUCUGUAGUCUGGAGAAUGUUUGGCAAUCUGUGUUUUAUAAUAAUUCUUUGCAUAGUAUUUAUUGACACUAGAUUCUAUGUUAUUUGACGAUGAGACCAUUACCUUGGAGUUUGUAAAUUAUAUCAGAUAAUAAUGAAAGAGCCACCCAAAUAUGUCUACAUUAUGUGAAUAAUCUACUGUAAUUUAAAGACCAGUGUUGCUGCUAUUUUUAAUGUUUAGUUUAUUUUAAUUGAAAUAUAUGUAAUGUUUAAAUUUAGGGAAUUAAAUUUGAAGAUUUCUCUUGCCUUCCAGAAUGUGAAUAUUAUGCAUAAGUAUAUAUAUUUUUGACAUAUUGUGGAGAAAACAAAAUGACAAUCUUUUCAUGAGACUGUAAAGUGAAUGAUGAUGAUGGAAUGAGCUGUGAUUUUUGUUAACAUUUUUAUCAACGUGUCUCGAAAUCUCCAACUUUUUUUUCCACGUUUCUUGAAAGACAUGUUCCCAUUAUAUGAGUUUCAAGUAGAUUGGGGUUGCAUUUUUGUAUUAUGCUGUUACUAGAUGUUAAUCUCUAGUACGGUCAAAUAAAAUGUGCCUCCAAAACCAA